Messenger RNA from Psilocybe cubensis, 1995 nucleotides. RefSeq lists its product as uncharacterized. Gene Ontology annotation, biological process: GPI anchor biosynthetic process. The record is from RefSeq and is a predicted model, not a curated record. Gene Ontology annotation, cellular component: endoplasmic reticulum. Gene Ontology annotation, molecular function: hydrolase activity. The coding region runs from base 1 to 1995 and encodes 664 amino acids. The transcript is spliced from 6 exons. NCBI's taxonomy places the organism in Eukaryota, Fungi, Basidiomycota, Agaricomycetes, Agaricales, Agrocybaceae.
AUGGGGUCAGAACCGCGUCCGGGAUCACUCAUAUUCAGCUUACCCAGGCGGAGUCACCUCUAUUCACACACACUUGUCACCAACGCUCUCAGGCUUCUCUGGGUUGUAUUGGUGAUAUGGGGCGACCUCGGUGCCUUCUUCUGGAGCUUAUCAGACUGCAGCUGGCCUGAAGUGAAGACUGGAAAUGUGCGACAGUCGCCGCAGACCACACAUGUCUUGCUCGUAGCCGACCCACAAGUCCAGCAUACUCUGCUGUUGUCUCCUGGGAGCUGGUGGGCAAACCCACUGCGGCGCGCCAUGUUCGAGCUGAAUAUGCAAAAGAGUUGGCACGUCACGAUGCGGUUGCGGCCCCAUGUUGUGAUAUUUCUGGGAGAUAUGCUUGCGAAUGGGAAAGCAGCCAGGUCUUUAGAAGAGUAUAGGGAAGCGGCCAACUAUUUCAAGUCGGUUUUUGCAACCGACCCGAGAACAAAGGUGUACUAUGUACCGGGUAAUAAUGAUGUUGGUCUAGGCUCUGUGUCGGCCGUCGCAUCAAAUCUACGUUCAUACUACACAGACUCCUUUGGGCCGCUAAAUCAAAAUAUCGUGAUUUCAAAUCAUACAUUCAUCGCCCUAGAUGCUCCUGCACUUGUAGAUGAGGAUUACCAUCGACAUGGCCAAGGUACAAGUUUUGACAAGUGGAAACCUAUUGAGGGCGGCGCUGUUGAAUUCGUCAAGGAGAUGGCAGUUUACGAUCCGGGAAAUGUUAUUCUACUGAGCCAUAUCCCACUUGCACGUCCGGAGACUGCUGAUUGUGGUCCAUUCAGGGAGAAGGGUGGUAUUAGAAGGAGUGCUGGACCAGGAUAUCAAAGUGCCUUAGGCCGACAAACCACGCGUUUCCUACUGAAAAAUCUUGAACCUCUAGUGGUAUUCAGCGCCGAUAACCGUGACUACUGCGAAUAUACUCACGUUCUUCCGGGCACUCGCGUCGACGGACACAAUCAUAUCAACGCUAUACGUGAAGUAACCGUCAAAUCCUUUUCUAUGUCCGUACAUAUCAGAAGGCCAGGUUUCCAGCUGUUGUCGCUAGUUGACCCCGCCACACUCGCCAAUCCCGAUUUUCAUUCAUUCGCCGACACCCCCUGUCUCCUACCCGACCAAAACAGGCUAUAUACAGGCUUUUAUCUCCCCUGUCUAAUAAUUACUUUACUCGUCCUUAUUGUCCUCAACUUCAGCCGACAUCGAUCAAGAGGGAAGCCACACGCCCUAUCUGUCACCCCGUCGCCUCGCAGCAGCGGGCGAAACAGUCCCAAUCCUGGGUUCGGCCCGGCGUCUCCGUCGUGGAAUGGCCCUUGGUCCCCGUUCUCGCCAGCAAUGCCUGUGAGCCCGCGUACGACGCUACCCUCGUAUCUGCGGACGCCACAUGCGCAGUCUGGCUCUGCGACGCGCUUGGUCGCGUCGUUGCCUGGUACACCGGCGCCAUCAUCCCCUUCGUUUUUGACAGUGCCAAUGCCCUUUUCGGAUAAAGCUGAUGAUGAUUUUGACGAUGACACGAUGUACCCUGCUCAGUAUGCUAUACGGCGUGAGGGCACUGGGCUACUUUUUAGACAUAGGGAGGAUGACGAUGAAUGGUCGCAUGUUGGACAGGGUAGCGAGCGAGACGAUCAUGAACUCCUUUUUCAUGGCGACCAGGAAGCGGGAGCUGGUACCACCCCGCAAUUGCAGUCGAAGUUCAUUUCUGCGCCAGACAAUAACUCGCGAUUACUUGCAACAAAAAAGCGGAAAUAUCAUUGGAGCUAUACCUUUGUUUUCAAAGGCCGAAGACGGAGGAUUUCAAUUGGCCUUCCGUCUUGGAACUCGCUACAUAAUUUCCUGGAUUUUUUCGGGUUUGAGAAUUUGUCAAACUUCGGCACUGGGACUCAUCGCGGUUCUGGAGUUGCGGCUGUGUUGGUGGACAUUUUGAGUGUGUUCUGGCCUGCAGUGGUGACAUGGUUAAUUAUCAACUGGACUAUCCUAUAG